UUCCCCCCUUGCUGCCUCUCGCGCUCCUGCCUGAGGAGCAGUUAUGCGCCGUUGUUGGUUGACCUAGUCAGUCGAUUGAGGACCGAAGAGUCAAACGGAGGCUGGCUUGGCUUCUUCCUCCCGCGUUUCCGAAGCUCUCUCCUCAGCGAUGCCCGGGGCGGUUCUGCUGGUGGUGGCCACCGGGGCCGCCCUCAUCGUCGCCUUCCUGCUGCUCUUCUGCAUCGUUGCGCCUCUGACCAGCCCCAAGCCCCUGGCGCUGUCCGGCGCGCACGUCAUGGUAACUGGAGGUUCCAGUGGCAUUGGAAAAAGCAUUGCAAUUGAAUGUUUUAAACAAGGGGCAUUUAUAACAUUAAUUGCAAGAAAUGAGAGUCGACUAUUGGAGGCAAAAAAAGAAAUUGAGAAGUUCUCAGUUAACGAUAAACAGGUUGUGCACUUUAUCUCUGUUGACAUUUCGAAAGACUGUGCACAUGUGGCAAAAGUCUUAAAACAAGCUCAAGAGAAGCUGGGUCCAGUUGACAUGCUUGUAAACUGUGCUGGAACAUCAGUUAAUGGAAAAUUUGAAGACAUUGAUGGCAGUAAGUUUGAGCAAUUGAUGGCUGUGAACUACCUGGGCAGUGUUUAUCCAACUCAUGCAGUAAUCACCACCAUGAAGGAAAGAAGGAUGGGACGGAUUGUAUUUGUGUCAUCCCAAGCCGGACAAGUUGGUGUGUUUGGCUAUUCAGCAUACUCUGCAACAAAGUUUGCUCUUCGAGGUUUAGCUGAAGCAUUGCAAAUGGAGGUUAAGCCCUAUAAUAUCUACAUAACAGUUGCCUAUCCUCCAGAUACAGACACACCUGGCUAUGCAGAAGAAAGUCAGACCAAGCUUUUGGAGACAAAGCUUAUUUCAGAAGCAUCAUCUAUUUGCCAUCCUGAUCAUGUCGCCAGAAUUAUUGUUAAAGAUGCCAUUCAAGGAAAAUUCUUCAGUUCUGUUGGUGCAGAUGGUCACAUGCUGGCAAUAUUGACUAGUGGAAUGUCACCAGUCUCUUCUAUUGCUGAAGCUCUAGAGGGGGUUAUUUUUAUGGGAUUUUUUCGCUUCAUUAGCUUAUAUUUUAUUGCAAGUUUUGAUAGCAUAGUUCGCCGUUGCAUGGUACAAAAAGAAAAAUCUGAAAAGACGGACUGAAUGACUUUCUGAAUGGAUUUUUUUUUAUAAAGUUGGACAGUUUGCUGCAAAAUGGAACUAUAUCUGUGGCCUGAAUAUACUCUACAUGGAAGAAGUGGUGAUCUUCAGUGAUGAAAGGAGGCAAAUGAAAAAUCUACUAAAAAGACAUUGUGAAAGGGCUAAUGAAGAAGACUGCAUUUUUGUUUUGUUUUUUCUGUGAUUUGAAGUAAACACAGACUUGCCUUUUUUAAAAAGCAGGACUUCAGAGUAGCCUAUCCAAUGGCAGUUUUGGAACAGUACUAACGGUAACAUUUUUGAUGCAGUGAUCCACUUUCUAACCUUGGGCUGGUUCAAACAUACAUUCUUUCACUUAGUACAAUUCUCUCACAUUUCUACAUGACCUGGGCUGUGUGACUGAUCCCAGGGGCUCUGUACAAUGUGUUUAUAUGAUUGGCCAGUAUGUGUGGAGUGGUUCAAACAGUUGAGGCAAAUCUAGUCACAACAGCAAAAUUAGCCAAAAAUAAAGUGCUUUCUUUUCAGAAUGAUGCACAAAUUGAGCCAAAGUCUGUUUUGUGAGGUGGCAAAUUAGAAUAUAAGUUUGUGGUUUGAUGCUAGAGUACUUUUUAAAUGAGUAGACUCCUCCUUGAAAUAUUAUGUGAUAGUAUUUAUGAGAGAACUGUAUCAACCUAGAGAAUGAACACUUUGAAUUUGUUCAAGGGAUUAGUUUUGAGUUCUUACCAGGAUUUGGACACUUUUGAAUUAUGUUCCCAUUCCUGAACUGUAGGGUUAUGAAGUAUUUUCCCUAUUGUAUUAAGCACUAUAUUAUAUAUACAUAUAGAUGAAAUUUCAGUGGUAGCAAUCUUGUUAUAUGGUCCCAAUUUCUUUGUAUGAAGGCAAUGAAGUAUACUUAUAAAUAAAUAUUUAGAUUCCCCUUCCAGUGGCAGCAACUUGCAAGGUCAUUAGUAUUGUUUCAAGGUUUUAUUCCAAGAUAUCUAUUUCAUUAACUGUGUGGAAUUUGGUUUUACAAAGCACUCUUUGGUGGCAUUUAGGGUAUUGUAUUCCUGAGUUCCUGUUGGUUACAGAUACCAUAGAACCGCAGUGUUCAGUUUGGUCGUUUGGAAAUAUUUUCUCCUAUACCAUAUCAUUAUCCAAGUGCCUAAGAUGUCUCUCUGAUACAAGUUUCAGCAAGCCAGUUUGUUGGUUCCAGAACCAGUGGUCUUUGGCUGCCAGAAAUAAAGGGGUAUGUGGAGAUUUGGGUGAGAAGGAGAUUCUUGAAAGCCCAGAAAAGUCAGCUGCUUCUAAUUCAAUUCCAGUAUGAGUGUUCCAGAUGUUAGUAGAUUUAACAGUUCUUAAAACAUGAUGCAGUCACAUCAACUGCUUAAGUACUGAAUGGCAAUGUUUACUUUUUUAUUCUUUCACACAGGCUUAAAUGUUGGCUCUCCAAGUGUUGGACAUGAUAGCUUCCUCUAAAUGUAAGCAUUUAGGUCAUUUGAUAUUUUGAGGCACUGAAAAACAUUGUUAAUUAGAAGAGAUAGAGAUUGAUGUAAUAAUGGUUUAUGGUGAGUAGUGCCUGGUGUUGUGUCAAAACCGCCAAAACCUUGACUUGCAAGUCCCACUCUAGUUCCAGUUACCAGCUGUGAUUCAGUGUGGUUUGAUACUUAGUGGAAUUUUACAGCUUUGUGUAUAUUUGCUGGAAUGUUUAAAAUGGAACAUUUGAACUAGAACUUGCUUUUCUUGUUUGCCAUAUUGAAUUCCUACCAUUGAAGUUAGUGAAUGUACUAGGCUAUUCAAGUGCUGCAGAAAACCAUUCAAGCCGCUUAACCAUGUGUUCAUUUCAAGCUUCAAAUUCUAGGUACAGUGGAGUAGUUCACAAAUGCCAAAUAGCCAAAUCAUUUAAAGAAAGGUUGAUCACUUAUACAUUCAUUUAAGCUCUCCCACUGAAAUCAGUGUGCUUUAAUGUGCUCAGAUUAUGCUCUCAGUCUCUUCACAGUUGGAAAAAAGUGUCUUGUCAUAUUUCCAGGCUUGCUCUUUAACUCUAAAUAUUAAACUUUCUCGUGUUACUUAGCAUUAGGGCUCAUGUUCAGCUCAACUGGAUUUAAUAGUAACUGAAGAAAAAGAAGGAAAUGGGUAACUAGCCUGCAAUUGUAUACUGUGAAAAAUGUUAUGCACUUUUAAUGUUAAUAGUGAAUAUGGCUAAGACCCAUAGCUCGCUUAAGCUUGUUGCUUACAAAAUGUUGCACCAGAAUUAUGAACUUUAAUAUUUUGUAAUUUCAUUAAAUAAAUGGAAAAGUUAUGUUUCA
Molecule: messenger RNA, 3438 nt
Organism: Anolis carolinensis (green anole)
Lineage: Eukaryota; Metazoa; Chordata; Lepidosauria; Squamata; Anolidae
Gene: kdsr
Product: 3-ketodihydrosphingosine reductase
Exons: 10
Coding region: 149-1159 (336 amino acids)
Biological process (GO): sphingolipid biosynthetic process
Cellular component (GO): endoplasmic reticulum membrane
Molecular function (GO): 3-dehydrosphinganine reductase activity
Source: RefSeq, a predicted model, not a curated record